Molecule: messenger RNA, 2386 nt
Organism: Periophthalmus magnuspinnatus
Lineage: Eukaryota; Metazoa; Chordata; Actinopteri; Gobiiformes; Gobiidae
Exons: 11
Coding region: 198-2180 (660 amino acids)
Biological process (GO): positive regulation of transcription by RNA polymerase II
Cellular component (GO): mediator complex
Molecular function (GO): DNA binding; transcription coregulator activity
Source: RefSeq, a predicted model, not a curated record
AGUACACAUCGAGGACGUCUUCCAUGUUUCGAGCGUUUUUAUCGAUAUGCUAAACCAUUUAAAGAUGUUUUGCUUGGCGAUUUGAUUCAUGGGUUCAGGUUUUGUUUAUUUAGACACUUAGAGUGAGCUAUUCUGAUUAGUUAGCUUUAUUUUAGGGAAGGACACCCACACAAUUUUUCUGGACGGAGGUGAAUGAAAUGUCAAGGCAGAGAUCACGUUCUCCAAAUUACAGAAGUUUUCCGUGGGAAGAACCAGAUUUUGAUCCCCACAAGAUUGUGGCUCACAUGAAAAACAUGUCUAUGGGCCAAAGAGAAGCGGAUUACUGGAGAGAGGAGGAUUUUCUAGAAAGAAGACACCCCGAGUACCAGCAAUACAAGCGGCAUUCAGAGGAAAACUAUCACAUGAGAAGACUAUCACCUUAUCAUAAACCAGCACACUUUGAGGGACGAGGAGAUGGGCUAAAAGGCAGGGAGACGUAUAGAGAAAACACUAGAAGAUAUGAAGAUAUGAGAGGACCACCACAGCACAAGCAAAAUUAUGAACAAAGAGAUCCAGGGUGGAGGAGAGACCAGAAUGAAAGAGAGUCCAGGGAAAGAUAUAGGGACAGGAGCCCAAUAAGACAAGAGGGAAACUACCAGAGGGAGAGAGGCAGAGGGCAGCAGAAGAGGAAGGUCCCUGUCCACACAGACACCUGGACUCCAAACCAAGAUAACCCAGAAUUAAACAGGAGCAGGGAUAUGGAUGGCUCCCCUCAAUUUGGGUACAGGUGGGAGAAGCCGCAUGGGCAGCGAUUCUCUGUGGACGAUCGUAGAGAUGGGUUUGACAGAAAUGCUCGUGGGCCACUUGAAUUUGAGCAAAACCGAAAUGACCCAAUCGAAAACAGGCCGCCGCCUCUUCCACGACGGGAACACUACAGUCACAGUUGGGAACGAGAUUUUCCCCCAAGACCCAGGAGCCCCAGAUCUAUGAGCAGUGGAGGCCGGAGAGGCAGCCAUUUUGAGGAAAACGACAUUGAUGUCAGUUACCACGAAGCAAGGAGGAGCCCAAUUACUCAUGAAAGGCCUACUACAUUUACUCAAUAUACAGACAGGCCAACAAAUAGAGGUCGGCCCACUAACAGGGGCAGAGGUUUUAACCGAAGAAGUGAUUUUAACCGCAAGGGGAGAGGAAGAGGCACACAUGGCAACCUUCCACAGCAACAAGGAGACUACCAAAAUGCUCUUAACAAAACACAAAGAGGCCAAUUUAUGGAAGGGGAAUUUUAUGACAACUCCGAGCCUGCCUGGGAAGAUGCAGAACUGGACCAGGAAUGGAGAGACGAUAGACGGAGCACUGAAAGGCGAAGAGAUGGAGGAGAGCAGUCGAAUUUUCAGAAGCAAGAAUUGGAAAUGCCACAACGUUCGCGAGAGCUACAUGUACACAACGAGUCCAAGCCCAAUAUGAUGGUCAUAACGGAGGAGACGCUGACCAUCAAAGUGGACAUGAGUCGACCAGUGAACAAGAACAGUGCGAUGCUGUACUCUGCGGACAGACAGCUGUCUCUGGACCUGGUGCACGUCGGGAGGCAGAGGCUGGACUUCCUGUCGACGCCGGAGGGUUUGAGGUCAAACCGAGAGAAUGCCAUACAGCACACAGGAACCUUUGCUCAAGAGAUCAUCACACUCACACAUCUAGUCAAAGACUUGUAUUUCAGAGGCAAGGACAUCACACUAAACGAACGAUUCUCUGCUCCACAAAAAGUCGGAUACGACGAUGAAGAGCCGCACGAAAUUACCCUGAGCGAGAGAUUCGGCUCCAACCGCAGGUUAAAUGCCAGCUCACACAAGGACAGUGAUGACCCUCUUUUAAUGACACAGGGCCCGCUUCAGCUGUUGGGCUCUUCUUUGGUGCGUGACCCUGAUGACCUCCGACACGACCUGGAGAAGAGACGACAGGAGCGUCUCGAGGGGGUAAAGGUCACCAUCGCAGGGCAGACUCAGCCACAGCACCCCCAAAUGGCACCUCCAAUGCACAACAGCGAGCAGAUGUACAGCCAUAAAGAGGAGCUCAUGGAGGAAGCAGAGUUUUCAAACUGGUCUGAGAAAUCCCAGAGGAGACAGGAAGGAACAACGGGUCAGAGGAGAGGAGGGCCUUUCCGCUCAAACGGUCCUUUUCGCAGAAACAACCAACAAAUGAGGUGACCUAACUACCACAACAACAACAACAACGGAGGUCCAAACUGGUGAUACUGAGGUAUUUCUUAUAGGAAAAUAUUUGAAUUCGACUGAUUCAGCUUCAAAAUGCGAUAAUAAACUGCUAUCAUCUUUAUUUGUAUAAUUUGAGUUUUUGAAAUAAUUUUUAUGUUAGUGUUUCACAUUUCUCACAAUAAAGAAACUUUUGUGUUCAG